UCUAUUCCCUCUGAAAUCUGCCGAUCGGUAAAGUAUUGCAGAAUUUCAGAAUGCAGUCAGGCCUGGUAGCCGACGUCCAGUUGUGCACUUUUUUUCCCCUUAAUGAUUUUUAAUUUAGUAGGAUCGCGAAAGAUAAUGAGCAAAAGCUGAAGGCGCUUUUGCCAGACAUGUUUCGUGGUGAUCUGCAGCACAGUGAAGAGGCGCGGCAGUACGGCCCAGGGGGCCUAACGAUCCCCACUCCCGAUGUGACUCGGUAUCACCUCGCCUAUGGUUCAGUGUUGCGUCCCGAUCGGCCGGGUCCCCGGGGGCCGUAUGCUCCGGGCGUGCGGCACUUAGCCGCUUUCCCUCCGCCGCCCCAACAGCGUCUUCCGCAGUGCAAGGUGCUGCCGUUCCCCGGCUCGGGGGGGAGCCGAGGGCAGGGCGACGGGCUCCGCGAAGAUGGCUUCGGCCAGCCUCAGGCCUCAGCAUCUAUUCACAGGGGCAUCUCCGUGGAGUCUGCAGCCUCGUCUGUGUGCCCUGGGGAGGCCGGAUCACCACCAGCACAGGGUGGCCAACGACAGCCGGACAACAGCGCCAAAGCCGGUGAGGAAUUUCUCCGACUUCUUGCGGCCAGAGAAAGAAUACAUGCAAUGCAUGACAGAGGGGAUGUGCGGUACCCAACUGCCCGCCACGACACAGCCUUCGACAGCUGCAGUUUCUUGAGGAGGAGCCCAGUCAGGGGCAGGAGUCAAGGCCCACAAGGCACCAGGAGAAGCAGGGGGCGGAGCAGAACCCGGUCUCGAAGCAGGAGCCGUGGGAAAAGCAGGGGGCGGAGCCGUGGGAAAAGCAGGGGGCGGAGCCAGAGCCGUCCUCACAGCAGGAGUCGGAGCCGCGGAAAAAGCCAGGGGCGGAGUGAGAGUCCGAACGUGCGAGCGGAAAGGAGUCUCGGGGAUGGGACUGCCGAUAUUCUCUGGAAGCUGCGGCUGGUGCAUCGACGCAAAGAGCUGGAGAAGCUGCUGCUGGAGGCCAAGAGGCUCAUCCUACAGAGACGGGACUCCCCAGGAGAGGGCACCGUGGAGCAGCAGGGCAGCAGUAUGUCUACGGAGGCCAGACACUUCCUCAACACCAUCGCCAAGGGGAUGGAGUCAGGUCUUCUGGCAUCCAUCCUGGGGGAAAGGAAGGAAGAAAUGGGGGAGGAGUCCCGUGAGAUGGGUGAAAAAGUAGUCAAUGUCUCCGGCGUGCAACAGGAGACACGGACGGAGAAGAUCUGUGAUUCUCUCCUCCCUCACGAGAAGGUCGGACUGGACGUGGGCGGGUUCUCCCGCAUUUUGGGCCUGAUGGGAGAUUCAGGAAGCCAGCAGGACGGGAAGAAGAACUUCACAGACAUAGAGGACGAGGAGCGGUUCCUCUAUGGGGAUGAAGAGGAGGUAAGGGAGGAGCUGGCUGGUGCCUCAUCCCUGGUGGGAUCCACACGGCCGCAGAAUCAGCCUGCAACACAGGAGGGCGCAAAGCCUAAAAGCGAGAAAGAGUCCCUGGGCAGGCAGGAAGCUGCAGUGAAGCCGGGCGUGGAGGAGGUGAAGAAGCUUCUGCUGAAGGCCGCUGGGCUGGGCCUCGGUGUGGCUGAAGCAGCCAGGAUACCCAGUGGGCUGCGGGGAAAGGGGACAGAGUCGGCAGCACCUGGCCACCUAGAGACACGCCAGCAUCCCUCGUCCCAUCUGCCGGUCCAGGGGGUGUGGCCCAGCGAUGGCCCCAUUUGUGUGACAGUGCCAGGACGUGACACGAAGGCUGGAGGGGGGCGCAGCUUUGGAGACACCAUUGGAAGAGAGUGUGUCCAAGGCCGUGCUGUGAAAGUGUGUCGGGCACCUUCGGACCCCCCAGCGGACCAGCAGGCUGCCACUACGUGCUCGCCUUUCCCAUGGACACGGACCCCUCAUAUGGGGAGCCAGCAGUGUGUCAUGCGGCCCCUCUUCCCUGCCUACCUUGCGCCCUCACGGCAGCCGGUGAUGCCGGAGCUGCCGUCUGCACCAGUGACGGUUCCAGUUCCCUCUAAGGCAGAGAGCAUGCAGAGUGACAGCGGCUCGUGCCAACAAGAGAAGCCAUCGGGAGAGAGAUGCGAGGUCAUCAAAGGAGCAGAGCCAGCAGCCCAGGUGGAGAGCAGAAAGGAAUACCAUGUCAUGGAGCUCAAGAGGUUACUGGAGCAUCAAGGCUGUGACUUUAUCGUCCCCGUCGUUGGCUUCUAUUGCCAGCUGUGUGAAGAGUUUCUAGGAGACAUGGCCUCUGCCAAGAAGCACAUGGCGCACCAUGUCUGUGACAACCAGUCAAAGAAGCAGGAUCCUGCCACAGGGGGGCGCUCCACUCAAAAGCGAGGCCAUGAGGAAGCAGAUCUGGGUUCUUGGAGAACCUCAGAGUGGGCAGUGAUUCCAGAAAGAAAGACGGAAAGGUCACUGCUGGUCACAGAGUUCGCCGGUGUGACAAAGUGUAUCAGGAGGGACCCGGCGGAGGGAAAGGGUGCGGCAGGCGGAGGUACGGCGGACAGCCCCGUAGGGUGCGAGAAGGAGAAGAGGAGGAAGAAGAAGAGAGAGAAGAAGAAGAAAGAGAAGAAGAAGAAAAAGAGGAAAGACUGACUGGCAGCACUAAUGGUGUGGUGAUUGCAGAGGUGUUGGUUGCAGUACCUCCACUGUUAACGUAUGCAUUUGCUGUGACAUUGUCAUGGUUACCUGCAGGAUGAUAUGCAUGCGGUGCAUUGUAUUUAUACAAAGCCAGACUUACAAGCUCCUUAAAUUGGUAAUUACAUUUACAUUUACAUUGUAACUGUAUAAGAGACCCAACUCCUGCUGCAGAAAGCCUCCCUUAAACCAUGACACUUUCUCCUCCAAAUUUACCUGACUUCUUUACACGUUUUGGGUUCAAUAUUUUCCAAGUAUGAUACCAAACAUGUUUCCCAUCAGAGCCAAAUAAAUUAAACUUGCUCUCCUCAAAGUGAACUCUGGACCAGUUUGCCUCAGUCCACCCAACAAGCUCAGCAAAGGUUAGUCUAGUCUUUAGAUUUUUCUUGCCGAUGAGAGGCUUCGACACUGCAGAGUGGGCUUUCCGCCCAAAUUGUCUUAAAUGGCCAAAGACAGAUCCUUACCCUCUUCAGCACUGAACUAGCAAGUAAUUCCCCAUAGCAAGUCUCUGCAUCAUCUUGUCCUCUCAUGCAUUUGUUUUAUGUGGACAACCAGCCUUUUUUAGGGGGAUUUGAACAAAGUACUGCCAUUAUAAAGAGCUGAAAAGAUGCGAUGUUCUAGAAAUCACAGUCUUGGAAUGACCAAUUUCCUCUUGCAAUGGCUGAAAGGGUGUCUCUUUGGCCCUCAUCUGGAGUUUUGGUCACUUUAGAGCAGUUCAUCAUCUUGCAGAGUAAUUAGGAGUGCUGCAAGUUAAAUAGGGUUUGUCAGAUAAUUAAGGAAAUUAGCACCAGGUCCCAGAUCAGCACCAAUGACUGGGAGGUAUCUGAGAGUUCUCUAAUUUUGAUCAGCGUUCUUCAAAUUUCUCAGUUAAAUGUUUUUAUAUUGUAUGAAUGAUUAAACGUGCAUCCCUUCUG
Messenger RNA from Brienomyrus brachyistius, 3559 nucleotides. RefSeq lists its product as uncharacterized. Gene Ontology annotation, biological process: negative regulation of DNA-templated transcription; positive regulation of DNA-templated transcription. NCBI's taxonomy places the organism in Eukaryota, Metazoa, Chordata, Actinopteri, Osteoglossiformes, Mormyridae. The transcript is spliced from 8 exons. The record is from RefSeq and is a predicted model, not a curated record. The coding region runs from base 168 to 2603 and encodes 811 amino acids. Gene Ontology annotation, cellular component: nucleoplasm.